UUACAUUCAUAUUAUUUUAUUAUUUCCCUUCUACGUGACUUUACCAAAAAGAACCAAGAAUACAUAUACAUCGUCUGCUUCUCAUCACAAACUGGAUCGAUUCCUCCAGGAAUCGAUGUAGUGCGACGAUCGCAAGAAUCGAUUCGACCGCUCGCUGAUGACGUCAGCGCGGCUUCCGCCACGUGCUCCUCCGCAGCGGUGGCUCGGAGCUUGUACAGUAACGUGGACAGUACAAGACGCGUGGUCGGUGUAACUCUGUAGGGUGAUCUCAGUCCUUCCUAUCUUCACUUCUAAGCUCCUCUGUGCGCCUUGCCUCGAGACCCGCGUGUCCUCUACGGCCGACCGCGGGGAGGAGCCGGAACCCAGGAGGAGGUGAAGAUGGACAUCGGUGCCCCCGUCAGAGGAAGGACAAAGCUGGAGGAGAUCCUUGCAGCAGGUCCCCUGGUGUUCUGCAGUAAAGUGGCCAUACUGCAGGGCGGGCUGCUGCUGGCCGAGAGGCAGCUGAGGCCAAAGCGUCUUGAAGAGAUGGACAAGGCCGACUGGAGCACCAUCCGCGACGCCAUGCAGGGCAUCGCCAAUGAAGUCUGCUCCUCUCCGGAGCACUCCGACAUCAAGAAGAUCCAUUGGAAGAAAAAGAUCUUGGCUCUGCUGUGGAUGAAGAUGCUCCGGAUGUCCUCGCACUGCAAAACACACAAUGACGGUCUCCAACUCGAUGACGAUGACGAUGAUUCUGAGAGCGAUCUGUUUUUCCCCAUAAAUCACAUGAUGCCCUUGAUAAAUCGGACGUUUCUGUUUGAGCUGGUGAAAGACCUUCAGGCUGCAGCUGAAUUCGCCCAGCUUAUGAAUCUCCUGCCGGCUGACGUGUGCGCUCACGAGACGAAGCAUUUUGUAGCCCAUGUUCUCAAGGACGCAGCGGAGGCAGACGUCGCAUUGCUGCUUGAUGUGUGGAGAGGCAUUCUUCUGCACGCGGGUUGCAAGAAGCCCGAGGGGGAGCUGGAGAAAGCAUUUCAAGACAACCUGAAACCAGCGAGCCCUGAAUCGGUAGACAUCUGUCCAGCUGCCAAACGGCCUAAAAAGGACAAUGAUUGUGGUGUAGUGUUGGAGAAAGAUGUAGGAGCGUCUUCUGUUGCAUUAGUGUCAAAACCCAUCGCUUCUAACUCUAAUGAUAUUCCAGCAUAUUUUAUAGAAAGCCUCUUUAAAAUUGCAGGGAAGAUCAUCGCACCGGUCCACAGAUACGAGGCUCUCGCAAAUUUCGCCGAUACAUUAUUUAAGUCUGCCUUGCACCAAAAGGGUCUUGACCUGUGUGGUUUGCCGGUCGAAGAGUACGUGGACAAAGUCGGCGUGCUGCUGCAUCUCAGAGGUUUCAAAAUGAGCAGAGACCAUAACAGCACGGUGGAACAGGUCCGGGAAGUCGAGAAUGAGGUCUAUAACAACCAUUCUGGUGGGGUGCUGAGACUGGAUGUGUGCCAGCUUGACCGUUACUUUAAGUCUUUUUGCGAACUUCUGGAGGCCUGGAAGGAGGGACUCUGUGCAAUACAAGAGGACCAGCCUGUAGCCAGUCGGGCAGCUGUUGAGUCAUACCGUAUGGUGGACAGUUUGAGGCGCCUGUGUUCAGUCAUGUCGCUAAACGAGAGUGUUUCUGAAGAUCCGGUGACCACAAGUGACGUGAUCUCUUUCGAGACAUUGCCUCUGAGCGGCAUUCUUGCUCGGCUUGAGCCCACGCAUACGUGGCAAGUCCCCGACAACGUGCAGCUGCUUGUCGCCACGUGCAUGGUCGACAGGAAGAUGCGCAGGCACCAGGACGUCUGCGAGUUGAUGAUCGCUCGCGUCGACUGGGCAAUCAAAGAAGAACGGUGGAUGCAGUGCUUGAAAAAAAACAUUUCACGACUGAACACGCCACAACUCGUCUUGGCUUUGGCGAAAACCUUCGCCAAAGUCAUUGCGCAGCUCAAGGGAGGGCUCGCGAGCGAGAGCUUGCUGCUGCUGAAAGCAAAGAGGCUGAAGGAGUUGCUCCUGAGUACUUUUUCCGCACUGGCCCCAGCGGGACGUAACGAAGUCCUGCGCACGGUGGUGGAGGAGACGGGCGGUGACGGUUUGGGAGUUGAGCGGUUGGACGCUUUGGCAGAGGACUUUGCCAUGGACAUGAACCUGGUGUUCAACUGCAUCACGGACACGAGCUCUGGAGACGGACUUUCACGAGCCAUUUGCACCGUGGGUACGGCCGCCCUCCUGGCUCCACGUGCCACCGUCAAUGAGAUUUGUCGUCAGGCCGUAACGAAUGUCGGAGCACCCUCGAUUAUGGCGCAAGUUCUGCUGGGACUUCCUGCUUUGGCUGUGCCUGUUAAAAACUCCAGAGGGGACAGUCUCAGCAUGCUUUUGGACUGUCUCUCGACUCGAACGUUAGGGCAGCUCUCGACUGAAAAGGAAGAGCGACAGUUUGUGGAGUUUUUGCGCGCCCUCACGCUUUCACCACAACAGUCCAGUGAUCCACUGAUUUCUCCAGCUGAAAUUCUCAAUACCUUUGUCCUCCCGUAUUUGCAGGAGCAGGGCAGCAUUUUGGAAUUCGCUCUUAAUAUCUUUAGCCAAAUUUUGAAUAUUGAAGGGGUCACUAAAAGUGACCAGAAAAUUGAGCCAUUGGCUCUUGGUGGUGGUGGUCGUGAUGAUACCGAAACGAUUACCAAUGUCCAGCAAACUGUAAUUCCCUCUAGUGUUGUAUCAAGCAGUCAGUUUUCUGAGUUACCUGUCAAUGCUGCCCACCCGCAGACAAAAUCCUGUGUCCAGCACUGGCUGAUGGACUGCUCGCCAUUCCCAAUCAUUACGUGUCUCAGCCAGCAGCUGGAACGCCGCAAGGUUUGCCGUUGCCCCGAUGGCUUGCAGACGGGCGAAGGUGAGCAUGCGGCGAUGGAGAUAAAAAGCCAGCUCAUGGAGGUGCUGGCUCAGGUUUGUGCGAUCGUGCAGAAUGCCAUGAGUGUGGAGACCACGGACUGGGUGCGCUCUGUGGACUGGCUGGAACACAGCGUUGCUUCGAUGGAUUGGUCCGUUCGCUUGCACCUGCUGCCCAUCCUGUCCCCGCAGCGCAAGGCGUGCGCUCCAGAAGUCCUAUUCGGCGUGUGCAAGCUUCCCGAUGGUCAGUGGGAGCGAUGCCGCAGCGAAGACUCAUCGGCGUACGGCCCGGGAACGGGCCUGCUGGCCUGGAUCGAGUGCUGCCGUGUAAGCGACGGGCUCGCCGAACAGAUGAUCAAAUGCCUGCACGUCGACCAGACGCAGCCUGAGGAUGUGAACCUGUUCAGCAAGGGCUUUCUGCUGGUCGUGACGCAGAUCCUGCCCGAGUGCACGCUCACCGAGUGGCGGCGCGUGGUGAGGGUGAUGUGCCGCCUGCUCGAAGCCAGGGUCCUCCACGUCCCCGUCACGCUGGAGUACGUGCAGUUCCUGCCGCUGACCGACCUGCGACCCUUCUCGGUGGCGCUGCGGGUCUCUCAGCUCCUGCUGCGUGUCUUCCAGCUGCUGUGCGGCUCGAGCUGCGCCGGGUGGCUCUCCCACGCCGGCUGGGCACACGCUGUGAGCCUGGCUGCCAGCACCUUCGUGGACAUGAUGCGAGAGUUUGGAACACGGAGGAGUAACGCCGCCCCGAGAGGCAAAGCGAAGCACGCCGAACGCGCAGCGGCAAACGACCUAUCCAUGGCAGUGCCUGCCGAACAGAAGAUUGGGCAGAAGAAAGCCAAAGGGAAAGUGAAAGUUGAAGUCGACGCGAAAAGUAAAGACGGUAAAGCACAAGGCAGAGUCUCUGUGGAAACAGAAACCUGUGAAGGUGUUGCUGGAGUGUCCGCACCGGAGGGAAUCGGCUUCGCUGCCUGUCAGCUCUUCUGCCAUGCGCUGCACAUCAUGGCCAUGGUGAAGAUUGACCACUGCGAGUCGCUGUUCUUAGCCGCCCUGGAGAUUUUGUCCACAGUCGCGGGGGCACGCGGGGCAGCCGAUAGCUCGUGCAGUAUCCUGGAGCAAGCCAACCAGAAGCAAUUCCUGGAAGCCAUCGCAGAGAACGCAGCUGUCCCAGAGCACCGUGCCACCCUGCUGCAGAAGAUCUCCCAGCUUUGAGUUACCAAGUUCCGCACUUGCAGCGUUUGUUGCAACAACAAAAAAACACUUCCCUUCGUUAGUCCUCUGCCCAAGGACAGGUCUUGAGCUUGUGUCAUUUCUUCCUUCAAGUUGCCAAGCAGGAUUCCUUUUCUGCCUCGUGGUUUCUUUCCCAACAUUGUUGCUUCGGGAAGAUUCCUUCAUUGAGCUUCACCACUAAGAAUGUGCCCAUCUCUUGCAUUUCCUGAAUGGUUGUAAUUCUCAACCGCCUGCUCUAGAUUAACCUAAUUUACUAUUUCUUCUUGCUGGAACCCUAAACAGAAAUGUAAACAUUGAUACGUAUUGUAUAAAAGCAGUAAGUUUUGUAUAUUGUACUUUGAUUUGUUAUUGUGCAAAGAGGUUUGUGUUUGUACAUUUUUAAACCGCAGUUCCUGAAGUGAAGUAUCUGUUUAAAGGUUUUUUUUUCAAACGUGGAUUACAAAUCUGUUUUAAUUUGCCUUAUUUUCUCUACACACCAUGUUUUGCAGUUGUACAUUUUGUAGUUAACAAAAAAUAAACGCCUCACCUGCCUGUUGCACUCGUGCAAGUAUUUUGAGCUUGCGGCACUUGGAGGCGUCACCUCCAAUCGUAACGUAGCACCAAGGAAUCUGCGCGGCACGGCUUGGGAUGUUUUUGCCGCUACUCUUAGGGUAUUCGAUUCGUUCAUUUGGUUCGCCCGUUGAAGCCUUUGCCACGUUACACUGCAUCUUAGGAAUCCUAAGCAUGGUCUGGUUUGACUUGGGCAGAUUUCAGUGGAGCGACCAGUGCUUGAAUACACUGAAAUUGUUUUCUUAAGCCAUUAUCAGGAGUCGUAUUAUUAACACGUUCCUGCCUUAGCACUUGCAUCGGGGCUGGCUUUCUGCUGGACGCAUGUCGUGCUAAACGCCUCCCGAACACGGCAAGGGACGGACGCCGUGUUUCAUCCCCAAUAUGUAACGGGAAACUUCUCCUCCCUGUUUCCUACAGCCAAACCUUUUUUGUAAUCGCUAUUUCAAAACUUUUUUUUUAGUCGCUAUUUCAUUUUGUUUGCACUUGUGCUUGCAAAUACAGCUUUUGCGUGUCUCAGUUCAUGUAGACGUGAAGAGCUUCCCUUUGAUAUAAACAUUAUACUUUGUAUAUCCUGUGCAGAUGAAGAAGAGGUGCAGCAUUCAUGUGACAGCUGGCAGGUUGUUCUUAGGACAAUCGCUGUUUAAUUAAAUAGUGCUUACCUAUGCCCGUGUUGGCAGCCAGCCUUCGUGUCUAAAGGCCAAACGAGGUGAAAGCCAAAACAUUAGAAGUGGAUGUUGUGCCGUGACUGCCACGCUGCACGGGACCAAAGGGCAAUGCGAUGUGGA
This is a messenger RNA of Lethenteron reissneri (Far Eastern brook lamprey), 5444 nucleotides long. RefSeq names its product gem nuclear organelle associated protein 4 (gene GEMIN4). Gene Ontology annotation, cellular component: SMN complex. Gene Ontology annotation, biological process: rRNA processing; spliceosomal snRNP assembly. The record is from RefSeq and is a predicted model, not a curated record. NCBI's taxonomy places the organism in Eukaryota, Metazoa, Chordata, Hyperoartia, Petromyzontiformes, Petromyzontidae.